This is a messenger RNA of Penicillium paradoxum, 2904 nucleotides long. RefSeq names its product aspartyl-tRNA synthetase, cytoplasmic (gene erdS). Lineage: Eukaryota; Fungi; Ascomycota; Eurotiomycetes; Eurotiales; Aspergillaceae. The transcript has a single exon. The record is from RefSeq and is a predicted model, not a curated record. Gene Ontology annotation, biological process: aspartyl-tRNA aminoacylation. Gene Ontology annotation, cellular component: aminoacyl-tRNA synthetase multienzyme complex; cytosol; cytoplasm. Gene Ontology annotation, molecular function: RNA binding; ATP binding; aspartate-tRNA ligase activity. The coding region runs from base 1 to 2904 and encodes 967 amino acids.
AUGUCUAUCAAACGCGCUCUCUCUAAAGCAAUUAGAGGGCACAUGGGAGGAGGCGAAGAUGACUCCUCCGGUUCCAACGUUCGCCCGGCCAUAUCGCCUAAAGUACGACACUCCCAUUCCCGAUCCGGUUCUCCCACUGCUUCACCUCGUCGCAGCAUUCUAGGGAACUUCCUACGCGAGAAAAACGAUUAUAUCUCUUCAUCUGAUGAUGUCUCCGAUGACGCCUCUACUGGUGUCCUGAGCAAAAACCAACAAAAGCGGUUAGUGCGUCAGCAUCGCCGAAGCGAACGGAGCCGUCUCAGUGAAGAGAUGUUCUCUGAGACCGAUAACCGCCGUAAGCAAGAAGCAGUCGCCAAAUCGGCGGCUGCAGAAACAGCGGAAAUGAAAGCCCGGUACGGCGAGCUGCCCUUGAUGCAAUCGGCCACUCGACCACGAGAAUUGCGGACUCAACUCGAGGAUAUCACUCUGGCAAUGGAGGGGCAACAGGUGUUCUUCAGCGCACGGCUGCACGUUAUUCGUCGAAUGAGUGCCAAGCUGGUGUUCCUGGUCUUCCGCCAGCAGCUGAAUACCUUCCAGGGUGUUCUGCAUGAGCGCGAGGGAAUCUCCUCCCUUGCCAUGAUCCAAUGGGUCGAACAUCUCCGAGUAGGAUCUUUUGUCACGGUCCGUGGUACUGUGCAGAGGCCUGAGGUUCCGGUGUUAGGCUGCUCAAUUCAUGAUGUUGAGCUAGCCGUUGACUCGGUUCACCUCCAGGUGCGCCGUGAGGAGCCUGUCCCCUUCAGUGUCUACGAGGCAGAGAUUCGGACCAACGAAGAAGAUAAGGCCGAAGGUCGCCGCAGCCAUAUCCCUGACCGGACACGUCUGGCCAACCGAAUCCUCGAUCUUCGCACGGCAACUUCGCAAUCCGUCUUCCGCUUGCAGGCCGCAACCUGUAGGAUUUUCCGUUCUACCCUCGAUGACCUCGAAUUUAUCGAGAUUCAUACACCGAAGCUCCAAGGCGCUGCCACCGAAUCUGGAGCGAGUGUCUUCCAAGUCAACUAUUUCAACCGUCCUGCGUUCCUCGCGCAGUCUCCUCAAUUGGCCAAGCAGAUGGCCAUCGCUGCUGAUUUUGGCCGCGUCUACGAAAUUGGUGCCGUUUUCCGUGCCGAAAAUUCCAACACUCACCGUCACCUCACAGAAUAUACUGGAUUGGAUCUUGAGAUGUCGAUUGAGGAGCAUUAUCAUGAGAUGCUUGAUACCCUUGACUCUGUGAUCAAGAAUAUUCUCAGCGGUUUCUACACAAAGUACCGCCGUGAGGUUGAGCUCGUCAAAGACCAGUUCCCCUCUGAGGAUGUCGUUUGGUUGGAAAAGACACCAAUCAUUCGCUUCAGUGAUGGAAUUAAGAUGCUGAAUGACUCGGGUUGGCUGAGCGAAACAGGCGAGCCACUACCCCUGGACGAAGAUCUGGGCACCCGUGAUGAGAUUCGCCUUGGUGAGCUUGUCAAGGAGCAAUAUGGCACCGAUUACUAUGUUAUUGAUAAAUUCCCUCGCGGUGCACGGCCCUUCUAUACCAUGCCCGAUCCCGAAGACGAUAAGUACACCAACUCAUUUGAUAUGUUCAUUCGUGGACAAGAGAUUGUUUCGGGUGGUCAACGUAUCCAUGAUCCUCACAUGCUCGAGGAAAAUAUGCGUCGUGUGGGUAUCAAUCCGGAUGAUAUGGAGGACUAUCUUGAGGGCUUCCGCUGGGGUGCCCCGCCUCAUGCGGGCGCAGGAGUUGGCUUGGAACGUAUUGUGAUGCUUAUUCUCAAGUUGGGCAACAUCCGGCUGUCGUCGAUGUUCCCCCGUGACCCGAAGAGUUUGCCAGCCAAGCCUGUGGCAGAAAAGCUUCGCCACCCAGAAUCAUCAACUGUUGAACCGCCCUGGCACCGUGACCACAAGGUUCGGGUAGCUUCGGAUCCCAGCGAGCUGCAGCCUCUCGAGCAUCUAGUCGCAAACUAUGGAGAUGCUACAUCAACUUCCUGGUUCGAUGAGCGCUUCAAGAUCUGGCGUGACAUGACAACAGGUGCAGCCGUCGCCUAUGUGCCUAGCUCCAACUAUGCCAUCAUUCCUGGCAAUCCGGCUUGUGACCCCAAACAGUACACGCGUACAAUCACUCAAUUCUUACAGUGGCUUCGUCGCGAUACCAAGCUUAAGCCUGUUUGGAUCCUUUGUUCACCCGAAGUUGAGACUAUCCUUGGCGAGCGCCUCGGCUGGCGCAGUUUGUCUUGCAUUGCCGAAGAGCGCGUCGACCCGUCGCGCAACCAGGCCGCCUCUGAUGGAGAGAUUGCUCGUAAACUGCGUCGCGCCGAAACUGAGGGCAUCAAGGUGGUUUCUAUGAACCAGGGAGAGAUGGUGCCAGACGACAUCCGCAAGAAGAUCGAUGAGCGUGUGGCCGAAUGGCUGGCCAACCGCAAGGGCACACAGGUACACCUGUCCCAGAUCCGCCCCUGGUGUGACUCCGAGCACCGUUGGUACUUCUACGCUCUCGACAAGAACGGCACGGUCUGCGCCUUCGUCGCAUUGGCGAUGCUGUCUCCUGUCCACGGUAUGCAAGUCAAGUACAGUCUUGAUUUCCCUGGCGCGCCCAGCGGUACGAUCGAACACAUUGUUACGCAUGCCAUCCAGACCGCGUCCAAGAGUGGCGUUAAGAGUCUCACAUUCGGCGCAGGCGCCACUACCCAGCUCAUUGCUGGCCACAACAUGGGUGGUGCUAAGGCCAAGAUGCUGGAGCACACAUACGAAGCUCUCGCCAAACAGUUCCAUCUUGUGCGCAAGAGCGAGUUCCGUGCCAAACUUGGUGCCACUGAGGACCCGCUGUACAUCUCCUACCCGGCCCACGGCUUGGGUUCUAAGGGCAUCCGUGCAGUCCUGAACUUCUUCGAAGAUUAA